Messenger RNA from Nematolebias whitei (Rio pearlfish), 2120 nucleotides. RefSeq names its product GRAM domain-containing protein 4. Gene Ontology annotation, biological process: negative regulation of toll-like receptor 9 signaling pathway; apoptotic process. Lineage: Eukaryota; Metazoa; Chordata; Actinopteri; Cyprinodontiformes; Rivulidae. The record is from RefSeq and is a predicted model, not a curated record. The transcript is spliced from 19 exons. The coding region runs from base 32 to 2002 and encodes 656 amino acids.
GGAGCAGCGCGAUCGCGUCACUUCCGGUUCAAUGCGCGCUGUCACGGCAGCGUCUUGUAUCCGGUGGAGACCGACACGCGCCUCGAGUUUCAUUAGGAGCAGCUGUUGGACAGAGCCGGGUCCGAAGCGUGUCUCAGAGGAGCGUGGUCCGGUUUGGAGCGGGUUCGACCCGGUUUUGACUGGACCAGGACCAGGACCAGGACUGACCAUCCUCAGAUUUACGGAAGAGGCCUCAUGGUCCAUCAUGCUGAAGCGUCUGGACAGGAUCCGGUUCCGGGGCCAGAGGCGGGACGAGUUCCUGGAUCUGUACGAGUCGCCCAGUACGUCGGACACAGAGUGCAGCGAGGAUGCUGUGAUCAAACCUCACAUCUCCAUCAAAGAUCAGGAGGAGCUGAGGGACGAUGGAGAGCAGCAGAGUGACGUCCAGGCUGGUCCAGGACCUUUUUCGGCUACUCUCCAAGAUGAGCCAAAGACGGACUUAAAUGAGGUCAAAGGUCUCUUAGAAGUUGCGUUGUUGGAGAAACACUUCCUGCAGGAGGAGCUGAAGAAAUUUCGAGAGGAGUCCCAUGUGGAGUCUUGGAAACAGGAGCUGGAGAAGGAGCGCUGCAGACGGAUGGAGCUGGAGCAGAAGAUGAACGAAGUUGUGAAAUCAGGGCUUGAAGACUCCCCAUCUCGGACACCUAAAGCUCCGCCCCCUCCUCCAUCUGCAGCCACUAGUACAGACAAACGAAAAGAAACCUUGUCUAACAGUUUACUGAAUCAGCUCUACGACCGUUUGGGAAUUUAUAUAGAAGAUUUUCGCUUCCAACCCGAGGAAACGACGGUGGAGACCGAGGAGCCACUGAGUGCCAGGAGACUGACUGAAAACAUGAGACGGCUCAAAAGAGGCUUUAAACCUGUGACCAACUUCAAGAGAAACCUCUCUGCCUUAUCCAGCUGGUACUCUGUGUACACAUCUGCCAUCGCCUUCACAGUGUACAUGUACACCGCAUGGCACGGCUGGGUCAUCCCCAUGUUCCUGUUCCUCGCCAUCCUCCGCCUCUCAUUGAACUAUCUCAUUUCCAGAGGCUGGAGGAUCCAGUGGAGCAUCGUACCCGAAGUGUCUGAGCCAGUGGAGCCUCCAAAAGAAGACCUGACGGUGUCUGAGAAGUUCCAGCUGGUUCUGGACGUUGCUCAGAAGGCUCAGAACCUGUUUGGAAAGAUGGCCAACAUCCUGGAGAAAAUCAAAAAUCUGUUGAUGUGGGUCCAGCCGGAGCUCACUCAGAAGUUGUACGUUGGGCUGUGGGUGACCUUCAUCGCCUCGUGCCUGCUGCCGUAUCAUCUGCUGGGCUUCAUGAUGGGUGUGUACGCCGGGGUCAAGUUCUUCAUCAUCGACUUCAUCUUGAAGAGUUGUCCCAAGCUGAGGCAGCGCUACGACACGCCGUACAUCAUCUGGACCCACCUCCCUACAGACCUGCAGCUGAAGGAGCGCAGCACCCCCACCCCGAGCCGACGGGUUCAGACUGCCGGGGUUAGAAGCAACGUCUCAGCAGCUUCUCUGGGCGCCGGCCGAGAUGAGGACGGAGGACGGUACUACAACACAAGGAGAGGACCUUUUCACGAGGUCUUCAGCCUACCGGAGAGUGAGCACCCUCUGCCAGUGUGUGAGAACGGCUGGCGCUGCUGCCUGAUCAACAGGGACAGGAAGACGCCCACGGACUACAUCCGCAACGGAGUUCUUUACGUCACGGAAAACUACCUGUGUUUCGAGAGCUCCAGCUCCAGGUCUGGAUCAACAAAGAGAAACAAAGUCCUCAAGCUGCGGGACAUCACUGAGAUCCAGAAGUACAAAGUUUUGUCUGUGCUGCCUGGCUCAGGGAUGGGCAUCUCUGUGGCAACACCGUCCACCCAGAAGCCGAUGAUUUUUGGUGCGAUGAUCCACAGAGACGAGGCGUUCGACGCCAUCUUCUCCCAGUACGUGAAGGUUGUUGACGAGGCUAAAGCCCCGCGCCCCGACUCCUGAUUAAAAAUCAGCCGAGCUGCUGGAGAGUGGAGGUCCAUGGCCACGGCUGUCGUGGUGUCCAGCUUUAACCAGAUGUUCUUCAGUUUCUUCACUGGAGCUGCUGCUCUGAGCUUUGUCC